AUGCAGCUUCACCCCCGUCACUUCGGCCGUGAUCUACGUGACAAGCUUGUGGCAAAGCUCGUGAAAGAUGUUGAGGGAACUUGCAGUGGUCGUCAUGGGUUCAUUGUGGCUAUAACUGGUAUUGACAGUGUUGGGAAAGGGUUAAUUCGUGAUGGAACAGGAUUUGUUACCUUUCCAGUUAAGUAUCAGUGUGUCGUAUUUCGACCGUUUAAAGGGGAGAUUCUGGAAGCGGUUGUUACAAUGGUUAACAAGAUGGGAUUUUUCGCUGAAGCAGGACCAGUCCAAAUUUUUGUAUCUAAUCAUCUGAUACCUGAUGAUAUGGAGUUCCAAUCUGGAGAUAUGCCUAACUACACAACAUCAGAUGGAUCUGUCAAAAUUCAGAAAGAAAGUGAAGUUAGACUGAAAAUAAUUGGAACGCGCGUGGAUGCAACAGAAAUUUUCUGCAUUGGUACCAUAAAAGAUAACUUUCUUGGUGUUAUUAGUGAUCCAGGCGCAACUUCUUGA
This is a messenger RNA of Striga hermonthica, 504 nucleotides long. The record is from the annotation of a GenBank genome assembly. NCBI's taxonomy places the organism in Eukaryota, Viridiplantae, Streptophyta, Magnoliopsida, Lamiales, Orobanchaceae.